Molecule: messenger RNA, 1617 nt
Organism: Sinocyclocheilus grahami
Lineage: Eukaryota; Metazoa; Chordata; Actinopteri; Cypriniformes; Cyprinidae
Product: ras-specific guanine nucleotide-releasing factor RalGPS1-like
Exons: 14
Coding region: 71-1366 (431 amino acids)
Biological process (GO): Ras protein signal transduction
Cellular component (GO): plasma membrane
Molecular function (GO): guanyl-nucleotide exchange factor activity
Source: RefSeq, a predicted model, not a curated record
GCCAUACAGGCGAUCUGAUGAGGAUGACGAUGGUGAGUGAGCUCUUGCUGUAGAGUCUGAUGGUUUGUUAAUGAUGGACGUCCCCAAUGGCCAGCCCAGCGUCUCCACCUUCACGACCCCGGCCUCAGAGAGGAGCAGCAGUUCUGAGUCCCUCAGUGAGAAGGGCCCCUCAGAGCUCAAGAGUUUUGAUGCUGUGGUGUUCGACGUGCUGAAGGUCACGCCGGAGGAAUAUGCAGGUCAGAUCACUCUCAUGGAUGCUCCAGUGUUCAAAGCCAUCCAACCUGAGGAGCUCUCUAGUUGUGGCUGGAACAAGAAGGAGAAACACAGUUCAGCACCCAACGCUGUGGCCUUCACACGACGCUUUAACCAGGUGAGUUUCUGGGUGGUGAGGGAGAUUCUUCAUGCUCAAACUCUGAAGAUCAGGGCAGAAGUGUUGAGCCUCUAUAUCAGAACAGCAAAGAAACUGUGUGACAUGAAUAAUCUCCAUGCAGUGAUGGCAGUAGUAUCUGCUUUACAGAGCGCCCCCAUCUUCAGGCUCACCAAGACCUGGGCUCUUUUGAGUCGAAAGGACAAGGCCACAUUUGAGAGGUUGGAGUAUCUCAUGUCUAAAGAAGACAACUAUAAACGCUUGAGAGAUUACAUCAGCAGCCAGAGCAUGACAUCCUGCAUCCCGUAUCUGGGUAUAUAUCUGUCUGAUCUGACCUACAUCGAUUCGGCGUAUCCCUCCACCGGCAGCAUUCUGGAAAACGAACAGCGUUCCAACCUGAUGAACAACAUUCUGAGAAUCAUCUCAGACCUGCAGAGAUCCGUUGAAUAUGAUAUCCCAGUAUUGCCGCAUGUCCAGAAGUAUCUCAACUCUGUUCGCUACAUUGAAGAGUUACAGAAGUUUGUGGAGGACGACAAUUAUAAGUUGUCCCUAAAGAUCGAGCCACCAGCUACCAGCACACCUCGCACCACUGCCUCUAGAGAGGACCUCACAGGUCCAGACACAUCUGCGUCACCGUUAUGUGGUCGUCGUGGUAAUGUUGCUGAAGGUGCCCUGCCUAAAGUCCCGCCGACGCCACCUUCACCCCGGAACCUCAUCACCUACGGACACAGGAAGUGCCACAGCCUCGGCUACAAACUGUAUUUUUCACAGUUCAAGUCUACCGCCAGCAAAAGUGUUUCUGUUUUGGGCUUAAUGGCCAUGAUGGCAGACGACCCGGAGCAUCCCGACAUCUUCCUGCUGACUGACUCUGAGCAUGGAAACUCGUAUAAGUUCCAGGCAGGGAACAGAAUGAAUGCUCUGCUGUGGUUCAAACACUUGAGUGCAGCUUGUCAAAGCAACAGGCAACAGGUCCCAGCGAAUCUAAUGUCUUUCGAAUGAGUGAGACCAGGGCGAAUCAAACACAUGGAGAGCUCAUGAGCGGCUGGAUGACAGGAGAGCAGAGGAAUAUGAAGAUCGCUGGGGAAGGAGGAGAGGACAGAGACGAAUAAAAGAGCAAAUGACUCGUGUUUUGUGUGCGUUGGAGCUUUUCCACUGCCAUCACCCAGCCUGAACCCCACAGCAAACUCCUCGAGCACCACUGCCUUAACAAGCAGAGUGUGUGUGUGUGUGUGUGUGUGUGUGUGUGUGUG